Racocetra fulgida is the source of this 1097-nucleotide messenger RNA. The record is from the annotation of a GenBank genome assembly. Lineage: Eukaryota; Fungi; Glomeromycota; Glomeromycetes; Diversisporales; Gigasporaceae.
UUAAUACAAGACUUUCUUCGCUACUGUCUGAAUCCAAUAAUACCUCAUUUCAUGACUGUGAUAAUGAUUUUGUCAAUAGUAAUACUAGCUUUUCUGAAUAUGAUGAUAAUUUUGAAAAAUUAAGUGUUCCCACUUUUCAUUAUGAUAAAAACCAAAAUGAUCCUGACAUUAUUCAUCAAAAAUCUUAUCACUAUUCAUCAGAUGGUAUUUAUAAAGCUUAUAAAGUUGCAUCUAUUAUUCAACUAGAAAUACUUAAAAAGAAGUAUCUACAACAUGUGUUUUAUAGACAAGAUGUGUAUAACGCAAUUUAUAAAUUGCAUCAAAAUGAUAAUGAGAGGUCUGAUUCUGUUUCUUUAUUUGACAGACUUUUUGAAAAAAUGUCUUCAGAUCCACGUUGGAAGAUAUUUAUAAGAUAUACUGGCAAUGAACAUCAGUUAUCAGAAGAUAUAGUUGAUGAACCCCAGGCAACAUUAAAGGCUAUUUUAGAUAAUACUAAUAUGUCUAAAAUUAUUGAAAAGUGGAGAAUUCAUCGAAUUGGAGGCCUUUCUUAUAAAAAAAAUCUGGUAGUUCUUCUUAAUGAUAGAACAUAUAUUUAUGAAUUUCUUGAUAACUCGCUGGUUCUUACAGCCUUAGAAUCAUCAAGUGAAUAUAUAAUUCAAGCAAAUGAUACUCUUCAAAGUUUACAAAAUUUUCAGAGCACUGGCUAUCAAUCUAAUAUUCAGCAUGUUAUUUCCCAGAAAAAUAAAUUUGGAAUAGCUUUUUCAACAGCUAAAAUGGUGAUUAAUGUUGCAUUAGAAACAAAGUGUGAUAAUAAAUUAAUUCAAUUAUUAAAGACUUUCAUUUUGAUUAAACAAAAUAGCUGCAAUAAGAAUGAUAAUUCAGAAGAAGCAGAAAGCAGUAAAAAUAAUCUGAAUAGUGAUAAUAUUAUUACAUUACAACAAGAUUUGAUCGAACAAACAAAUAAUCCACAUGUUACUAAAAUUCAAACUCAAGAUCACAAUACAAGUGCUUGCUAUGUGGAACACCAGGUUACUAUCAAAAAAAGUGUCCAAAUAUUAAAGAAAACUAAUCUUUAUGUUUAUAUCUAUAGAUCUUGA